Molecule: messenger RNA, 2601 nt
Organism: Manduca sexta (tobacco hornworm)
Lineage: Eukaryota; Metazoa; Arthropoda; Insecta; Lepidoptera; Sphingidae
Gene: Sqor
Product: sulfide:quinone oxidoreductase, mitochondrial
Exons: 8
Coding region: 166-1482 (438 amino acids)
Cellular component (GO): mitochondrion
Molecular function (GO): sulfide:quinone oxidoreductase activity; FAD binding
Source: RefSeq, a predicted model, not a curated record
UAGACGUCAAAAUAUAAAAUGACAUCAUGAUCAUAUGGCUGAUGAGAUGAGAACAAUUUUAUCGCAAAAUAGCUUGAAGGCAGUCGUCUUCGGUGUUACGCGACUAUUUAGAAGUAGUGGUUACAGUCUAAACUCUAGCAAGAAGUGUGUGGGCCGAAGUAAAAUAUGAACUUUAUAAGAAAAUUGACCGUUAGGUCGUGUGUUUACAGAAAUUUCUCUGUGUCGGCCGCAAACAAUGCUAACUACUCAUGUAAACUGCUGGUGGUCGGCGGCGGCUCCGGUGGGUGCACCAUAGCUGCCAAAUUCGCCAGGCGGCUGAAGAAGGAUUCUGUCAUAGUCUUGGAACCGAGUUCGGAGCACUACUACCAGCCUCUGUUCACGCUGGUCGGCGCCGGCGUGAAACGGGUUGCGCAAACACGCCGUUCGGCGCAGAGCGUGUUGCCGCAGAACGCGAAGUGGGUGCAGGACGCCGCCGCGAGCGUUAACGCGCGUGACAACUGUGUGACAACAGCGCAGGGCCACGUCAUCAAAUACGAAUACAUUGUCAUCGCGGUAGGGGUGGAGAACGAUUACGCCAAGGUGCCUGGUCUUCUAGAAUCGUUGCAAGACGAGCGCAGCGGCGUAUCGUCCAUAUACGCGGCGGAGUACUGCGAGAACACGUGGCGUGAUAUAAAGAACUUCAAGGGAGGCGAGGCGAUAUUUACGUAUCCCGACACGCUUAUAAAAUGUCCCGGGGCGCCGCAGAAGAUCGCUUAUCUCGCCGAGUCGUACUUCACGAAGGCGAAUGUUCGUUCAAAAACUAGUGUCACUUACAACACGUGCCUGCCGGUCAUCUUCGGCGUGAAGAAAUACGCAGAAGCGCUUCUGAAGGUGGUGGAACGGAAGAAGAUCAACGUGAACUACAAGACUGUGCUGAAAGAGAUACAUCCAGAUAGGAGGGAGGCCGUGUUCUUUAACACUGCCGAUAAAACCAAGGAGAUGACGAUGCGCUACGACCUUUUGCACGUGACGCCGCCCAUGAAAACUCCUGAGUUCCUCUCAUCCAAUAAGGACAUCGUCGAUGCAGCUGGCUACCUUUGCGUCGACAAGUAUACACUGCAGCACACCAAGUUCCCCAACAUGUAUGGGAUAGGCGACUGCACUAAUACUCCUAAUAGCAAGACUGCUGCCGCUAUAGCGAAGCAAUGCUACGUGCUGGAACAGAACCUGCUUAGUUCGAUGCAGAGCGCCGAGCCGAGUCAGAAGUACGACGGGUACGGCGCGUGCCCGCUGCUAACUUCAUACAACACGUGCAUACUCGCCGAGUUCGUGUACGACGGCGUGCCACACGAGACCAUGCCUUACGACCAGGCACGUGAAAGCGCCAUAGCGUACUACAUGAAGAGGGAUCUCUUCCCGUUCCUGUACUGGCAUUUUAUGCUGAAAGGAUAUUACCAUGGGCCUGAAUUUGUGAGGAACAUUGUUAACCCUUUCGCUAAGUAAUCUAUGAAGGUUCUGAACAUGUAUAUGACUUUCUUAACCACAAUACCAGUACCAGCGGCUAAGGGUCUAUACAAUCUGAUUUGUUAUACCUAACCUUUUAUUGACAUUAAUUUGAUGCUGACUGUACAUAGCUGCAGUGUCUAAGUAGAUAGCGACCUUAUACAGUUGAUUUUAGAAAGGGAAUUGCAUGAACUAAAUAUUUUUUAACUUUUAAUUCGAACAUGCACUUAACGAAAUUUUUUCGACUUCAAUCUUUGACGAUCAGUGUAAUUUUUUUAGACAUCUAAGCUUCCUAUUCUCUAUGCUAAGUGACGCGCAACAUGUGACGCUCAACAUGUGUAUGUCGCGUGUGUGGUGCCAGAUAACGCGACAAUGUAAUAUAAUGCACUUGUAUUAAGACACGAAUUUCAAUGUUGUGCAACGUUGUUCAACAUUGUUCGUGUUGCGCCUCAUUGUAUUGAAUGUAUGUUUUAUGCAUAGAAACAUUAAUUUUAUUUGCUGGUGCUAGGAUAUGUUUUAUAUCCGCCCGGAUAGCGACCACCGUACGCAAGGUGUUAAAACCCACCAUAAUGGUUCACGUAAGUGUGUCGCGUUCCGGCAUCAGCCUGUGUACAUCCGGUUCCUACAAGCCGGCAUAAUUGUGUCGACUGUCGAGAGGUAAUCAUCUCUCGUCAGCCGACAUUCUAUUGGGCCCCACUACACUUAGCAUCAGAUGCAGUGAGGUCACAUUGCCUUUUGCAAACUUAAUAUAACAAGGUCCUAUGUUAAUGUUAUGUAUAUUGGAAAUAUGCGAUUUAAAACUAUCAUAUUGGUAAAAAUUUGAAAAACCCAUAAUUCAUGGUUCUUACUUUAUUUAUUUUUCGGGGUUAUUUGAAUUUUUUACUGAAAAAGACAAAAUUAAAUAUAUAAUUCAAUUUGUGCGAGAAAUAUAACCUAGAAACGUAUUACUUAGUCCGCGAUAUAUAUAAAAUUACAAAAUAGAUUAUAUAUAGUGCUAUCCACGAUGACGUCAACAAAUUUCAGUAUCCGCCAUCCUCCAAUGUUUCAGAUCUAUACAUACAUGAAUGAAUAAAUAAAUUACAAAAUCUAAUUCCCUUUACGCCUCAAAACGUCGGCAAA